Molecule: messenger RNA, 394 nt
Organism: Cuscuta campestris
Lineage: Eukaryota; Viridiplantae; Streptophyta; Magnoliopsida; Solanales; Convolvulaceae
Source: the annotation of a GenBank genome assembly
GUCUCCUUUUUCCUUAGCAUCCAAGCUAAAGAAAACCAAAUACCACUGGUUUCCAACAUUCAAUUCCCGCGUCGACUCUUGAUCCCAUUGAUCGACCUCCGUGGUGCAAACUGAGAAUCAGAAAUGGCACAGCGUGAAAUGAUCGUGACCAACACGCCAGCGAAAGAUCUCGCGUACACCAACCUCGCCUAUUGUUCCCCCGCAGAUCUCCGAAAUUUCGUCGUUCCCGGAUCGAAUUUGGCAUACGCUCUAGUGGCUAAUGCUUUCGUCCUCUCCGUUUCAUAUCCUUUUGUAUUAGGUUUUGGUGUAAUUUCAGUGAUCUCUAGCAGUGCUCUUCGCGAACAUGGUACCUAGCAUGCUGCUAAACUUUUGCGAAUAAAUAAACUACAUUGCU